AUGAUCUCCUUGUUCCUCGCACUUCUUUUUCCCCUGGUUAGUUAUACUUCCGCUUAAUUUUGUCACUAAUUCUUUCGUUUCCAAUUUCUCUUUUUCAGUGCUUCUCCGUCGAUCCCGCAAAACUAGUAUGGCAGCCAAAUUUGGUGACGAAAGAAUCGAUUCUGGCGGACUACUUGAAGCUUGAUACGCAACCGGCGAUUAACACGACGAAGACUCUCGCCUACGUGACCACGGUUCACUUCGAACAUCCUCUUCACCAUCCUAAAUUCUGCGCUUUCAGUGGAAUGCACGUGGAUUCAUGUUGGCCCGCAAGACCGCUCGCCGUCUCUCGUUUCUCAGUCCCGCGUGGUUCCAAGUGGCGCCGGUCUACGAGGCCGGAAUACUGGUGAACAUGGAGAUUCUGCGGAAGAUCAGCUGA
Caenorhabditis sp. 36 PRJEB53466 is the source of this 418-nucleotide messenger RNA. The record is from the annotation of a GenBank genome assembly. Lineage: Eukaryota; Metazoa; Nematoda; Chromadorea; Rhabditida; Rhabditidae.